AUGUUAAGAGACUUAAACCAACCACAAGGUGGUGAAGCAAAUGAAAUGUCAUAUGACGACAAGUAUAGACACUUCUCCAUGGCAAAGAUGAGACAAGUUUUAAAUAUUUACAAUAGCCGUAAACAAAAAGGUUUGGGAAACCACUCCCCCGAAGAAAUGAAAAACAACCCUGACUUAGAGAAAGACUAUAUAUUUAAUAAUUUAGUCAAAAGAGACAAACAAGAAAGAAUGCCGGGCUUCAAACUUCAGAAAGGUGACAAAGUAAAAAUAGAAAUACCUAAACGCGACCCAUAUGAAAAUACUAUUGACUAUGACAACAAUGGGAACCCGACAGGUACUCACAUUCGUGUUCGUAAAAAUAGAAGAAAGUAUACAAGAGAAUAUUAUGAAGUUUUAGGCAAACAUGGCAAAAUGUACAGACUGCAAGCAGAAGAUAAAACUACUAUUGUCAGACCUCGUUUCAAACUUGUCAAAGUUCAAGGUGGUAUACUUUCAAAGACAGUUCCUAACAAAUAUAAGACAACUCCUGACGAAUAUGCUAAAGAAGUUGAAAAUGACGACUAA
Messenger RNA from Trichomonas vaginalis G3, 564 nucleotides. RefSeq lists its product as uncharacterized. The transcript has a single exon. Bases 1 to 564 code for a protein of 187 amino acids. Lineage: Eukaryota; Parabasalia; Trichomonadida; Trichomonadidae. The record is from RefSeq and is a predicted model, not a curated record.